Molecule: messenger RNA, 1426 nt
Organism: Chenopodium quinoa (quinoa)
Lineage: Eukaryota; Viridiplantae; Streptophyta; Magnoliopsida; Caryophyllales; Amaranthaceae
Exons: 7
Coding region: 354-1142 (262 amino acids)
Biological process (GO): pectin metabolic process
Molecular function (GO): methyltransferase activity
Source: RefSeq, a predicted model, not a curated record
CCAGCUUUAAUAAAAGACUGAAGGAGUAAUAUAAUUUGAUUAAUUUCAUAAAAAAAAAAAAUGAUUCAUGGUGGUUAUAAUUUAGCCAUUGAAAAAAAAGAAAAUAAAGCAACAAAAAUCAAAUAAUAAGUUGAAAACCUUGGCUUUGGGCCAUAGGCGUUGCCACAGUUCCAUUGUUUUAAGUAUCUCACUCUCAUUUUGAGCUCGAGAGACAGAGAAAGCCUCAGAUCUAAUUACGAAUCCUCGUCAUUUAUGUCCAAAAUUUCCUAAUUUUAAUCAUUCAUUUCCAGGGGCUAGGGGACUGCAAGUUUUCAUACCAUAAUCUUUGCCAGUUUUUUUUUUUUUUUUUUGCAAUGUCACGUAGACCUGUAAAUCCUACUCGGCGUUUAGUUGAUAGUGGGAACAUUUCUUUGGGAGGGUCAUUGCAAUUAAAGUCACGCUCAUCACCUCUUUUGACUAUAGGGCUUGUGCUUUUGGGUACAAUCCUUUUCUAUGCCUACUUAUACAGCAAUUCAGGUUGGAGAAGAGGGGUUGAUGUUGUGAGUAGAUUUGAAGGUGGUGUGUCAUGCACGUUAGAGCUGCAACAGGUGUUACCUAUUCUAAAGAAAGCAUACGGAGACAGCAUGCAUAAAGUAUUACAUGUAGGCCCUGAUACUUGUUCUGUAGUGUCUAAGCUAUUAAAAGAAGGCGGCACUGAAGCAUGGGGAGUGGAACCAUAUGACAUUGAUGAUGCUGAUAAUCAGUGCCAGAAGCUUGUGCGUAAAGCUAUUGUACGGGUUGCUGAUAUCAAAUUUCCUCUUCCAUACCGUGCAAAAUCAUUUUCACUUGUUAUGGUAUCAGAUGCACUGGAUUAUUUGUCUCCUAGAUACCUUAACAGAACACUUCCUGAAUUGGCAAGGGUUGCUUCUGAGGGUCUUGUUAUUUUCACUGGUUAUCCUGGACGACAACAGAGAGCCAAGGUUGCUGAGCUAUCCAAAUUUGGUCGCCCUGCCAAAUUGAGGAGUGCUAAUUGGUGGAUUAGAUAUUUUGUUCAAACAAGUCUAGAGGAAAAUGAAGCUGCAACGAAGAAGUUUGAACAGGCUGCAGUAAAGCGUUCAUACAGGCCAUCUUGUCAAAUUUUCCACUUGAAAGCAUAUCCUUGAGUUCGCAAAGAUCAUGUACUUAUACAAGGGCACAAGGCUUGGUGUGAGAGUGAUACUUAACCCUUUUCAUUACUGCAUAGCUUAGAGUAUAAAUAUAUUACAUGGUGGUGAAGAAAUUACCGAACCCUUGUAAUCGAAAUUUAGCUUAGGUAAAUCUGGGAAUGUUGUCACUCAUUUUUCUCAAUGCUAGAAUGCAUCUCUUGAAAGUUUUUCUCAAUGCCAAAUUGUCUAAUGUAUAACACAUGUUACGGGCGCUGAAAUUUAAUUUAAUUUAGAACCCCUUA